UGGCGGAAAAAACACGGACUUGGCAACCCUGCUUCCGAUGAGAGCCGCGAAAAGUGUCGCGAGAACGAGGCGGCUUCCUCUUUGCACGGAACCCGCUUCCAAGAUGUCUCUGGUCAUCCCUGAGAAGUUCCAGCACAUUCUUCGUGUCCUGAACACGAACAUCGAUGGCAGGAGGAAGAUCGCCUUCGCCAUCACUGCCAUCAAGGGUGUUGGCAGACGUUACGCCCACGUCGUCCUGAGGAAGGCCGACAUCGACCUCAACAAGAGGGCUGGAGAGCUCACCGAGGAGGAGGUUGAGAGGGUGGUGACCAUCAUGCAGAAUCCUCGCCAGUACAAAAUCCCCGACUGGUUCCUCAACAGACAGAAGGACGUCAAGGACGGCAAAUACAGCCAGGUUCUUGCCAACGGUCUGGACAACAAGCUGAGAGAGGAUCUGGAGAGGCUGAAGAAGAUCAGGGCUCACCGUGGUCUCAGGCACUUCUGGGGUCUGCGUGUGCGCGGUCAGCAUACCAAGACCACCGGCCGUCGCGGUCGCACUGUCGGUGUGUCCAAGAAGAAGUAAAAUGUCCCUGCUCCCAUUUUUGUGUCAAUAAAACACCACACUUCAUUAAA
Messenger RNA from Myripristis murdjan (pinecone soldierfish), 612 nucleotides. It is a transcript of the gene rps18, whose product is annotated as ribosomal protein S18. NCBI's taxonomy places the organism in Eukaryota, Metazoa, Chordata, Actinopteri, Holocentriformes, Holocentridae. The transcript has 6 exons. The coding region runs from base 38 to 562 and encodes 174 amino acids. The record is from RefSeq and is a predicted model, not a curated record. Gene Ontology annotation, biological process: translation. Gene Ontology annotation, molecular function: structural constituent of ribosome; RNA binding. Gene Ontology annotation, cellular component: cytosol; small ribosomal subunit; ribosome.